AUUGGUGAAUUAUGGUUUUUCUGUUAACUUCUGAUUGUUUUGUCUCCGAUAUGGUCAUGUUAUUCGUGUGCCCGUUAGUGGAAGGUUUAUAAACGCUAGCACAUGUCGACAUGUUAUUGAUAGAACUGGUUCGUUCAAGUGACCCUGCUAGUGGGGGUUAUACACUAGCAAAUAGUGUAUCUGCCAGUGGGAGGUUUAUAACACUGGUCGUGACCUAUAGAGGAGACGUCUAUUUUGUUUUCGCACUGUAUCCAUUUUUCUAAUUAUACUUAUUGGCAUGCUAUAAGUUUAAUUAAGGGCUAUCCAUAUUUACUUACUGAGUUUAUCUUUUCCUUGUCCACCAUUUUAGGAAGCGAAGUCAAGGACAGGAAAAACGAGGGGAGUGGCGAGUUAGAAGGCUAGCCAUCUUGUAAAUUGAGCAUAGAUUUAGAUAUAAAUCAUGAUCUUGUAAACUAGACUUUAUUUGGAGAUUUUAUGAUAUCAGAGAAAUUUUAAAUUUUAUCUUCAGAUUUUGUGGUAUCAGAUUGUGGGUUUUGUCAAACCCCCUAUUUUUAGUAAAGUUUUAACCGAUUUCUCCCCUUUUUCAGCUACCGUUCAAGACCUCAUCCAACUAGAUGGUCCCACAUUUCAGAAGCCUUGCACAAGAGACAACCCAAAAGCACGCUCGUCUCUUGCUUUACUUGCAAGAAAACCAGAAGCUGUAGGAAAGAAGGCUAAGUGCUUGUUUGGUGUAGCUAGAGCUUUUAAUAGAAGUCUUAUUGGAAAGAAAUUAUUGUAGAAAUGUUGUUUUGUAAAUAAAAAGAAAAAUGCAGAUAAAAUAAGAAUAAUGUGCUAAUUUUAUUAAAAUCCAAAUGAGAAG
Messenger RNA from Rubroshorea leprosula, 859 nucleotides. Lineage: Eukaryota; Viridiplantae; Streptophyta; Magnoliopsida; Malvales; Dipterocarpaceae. The record is from the annotation of a GenBank genome assembly.